AACACUUGUCAUCAUACCUCGUAGAAAACAUGGCUGCCAACCAGAGCACAGAGUGGAGGACCGUGUGCGAGAAAUUUCGUCUGGCCCAGGAACUCUCCGAAAUAGAGUCGAGAAAAGACCCUGAGAACAACCCUUUCCGAUCGAAAUACAAAGCUAGAGACCUGUUGAAGGAAAUCCAUUGUUCGUUGAAAAAAAAUCACAUCGAGGAGGAGGAGGGCGAGGCUGACAAUGAAGCAGACGGUGAGUCCAGGCAGAUGGCGGAUGGAGAACCGGGGAAUGAAUGUGGGAAAACGUGUAUUGGAGACUCUCCAGCCGGUCUGCGAGCGGCGAGGCUCGCGGUGGUGCAUUACUAUCUCGGCGUGAACCACAUAGAGACCGAGGAGCUGUCAGCUGGAGAGCAGCAUCUGAUGAACUGCAUGAAACUCAUUGACAAGUGCACAACGACACGGGAGAACGUCUCGUUAUUUAUACAGGCCCGGAAUCAGCUCGGCAUUUUGUGGGCGGGAAGAGAUGAAAUCGAAAAAGCACAAAGAUUUCUGGAAAUCGCCGAAUCUAUGUAUUUGCUCUACAUGAGAGAGACACGGUAUAUGGAGGCCCGUCACUGUUUGGCUGCGGCUAGUGUCAUUGCUACUCUUGCAGGAGAAAUCCCCUCAGAAGCAGCUGCCAAAGAAAGUGAUGCUGAAUGUGAAAAGCGUGAAGAGCUCCUGCAGAAGCGAGCCGAAAUUGCCAGAUGCUGGAUUAAAUAUUGCCUUAAUCUGAUGCAAGAUGCUAAAAAACUUCUUGAGGAUAAUAUCGGAGAACUAGACUUAGAGCGGCAGGAAGAAUUGAAGAGGGCACGUCGGAAUGAAGAGGAAGAAAAAGAGAAGGGAAGAAAAAGCGCCAUCCUUUUUGGUUCAAGCGAUACCUUUGACUCCAUUUGCAGCCUGGAAGAAAAAGUAAGCAGCAUGCUUCCACUAGACUUUGAAGAAGCCCGUAGCAUCUUUCUGAUGGGUCAAAGCUACGUAGCCCAGGCCAAAGAGUAUUUCGCAAUGGAUGGUCACGUGACAGAUCACAUUGAGAUCUUGCAGGACCAUAGUGCUCUCUUCAAGGUCCUGGCCUUCUUUGAACAGGAUCUAGAACGGCGCUGUAAGAUGCACAAACGUCGCGUCGACCUGCUGGAGCCAAUCUGCAAGGAUUUGAAUGCUCAAUACUAUUUGUUAAUCUGCCGACAGCUGCAGUUUGAACUUGCAGAAACCUAUUAUGAGAUGAUGGACCUGAAGUUGGCUGUGGCUGACAAGCAGGAUCAGCCAGAUGUGCACACCAUAAAGAAGUUUAACCACUUGUGUUCCUCCUCUAUGAAGUAUUAUCAGAUGUUCCUCGACUCCACCCGCUCACCAGAGGGAAAGUUUCCUGAAAAGCUGGAGGAUGACCUGUUAAGGCCGGCGCUGGUGGCCAAAUUCCGUCUCGCCAGAUUACAGUCCAAGCUUAUUUCCAAUAACCUGGCCACCCAACUGGAGAAUCUCACCCACUCCCUGGAGUCAUACAGUUUCGUAGUGCAAUACUGUGAGGAGAACCCAGAAGCCAAGAAGGCUGUUGAAACUGAGCUAGAGUUGAGUAUUGAGAUGGUCUCCCUGCUUCCUCUUAAGAUCAACAGAAUUAGAUCCAAAAUGGCCCCCUGCAACUAACAGGCUGUUGAAAACAGUUCAUUGUUGUCCCUCAUAUAAAUAUGAACACCUGACAAAUAUACACUACCCCUUGUUCAUUGCCAGAUCUAAUGAGCCUUCCUAGGACCACCUUGUAAGAAACUCCUUCAACUGUAGAACCAUUUAUCACAAACUCUUGUGGACUGAUGUAACUGCAUGAUUUACAGUCACUAAUUUAUUUUCAGUGUGCAAUGUACAAUUGUAUUUAAUGCAGUAAAAUGUUUGUUUCAAAUAUCAUGAUUGGUAUGUUUAGCUGGCCCAAGAUUUAAGAUAUAGCUGUACUUCUAUUCAAGCAUUUUAUGCCAAUAA
Messenger RNA from Sinocyclocheilus rhinocerous, 1991 nucleotides. RefSeq names its product KIF1-binding protein homolog. The record is from RefSeq and is a predicted model, not a curated record. The coding region runs from base 30 to 1664 and encodes 544 amino acids. Gene Ontology annotation, biological process: central nervous system projection neuron axonogenesis; microtubule cytoskeleton organization; neuron projection maintenance. The transcript is spliced from 5 exons. NCBI's taxonomy places the organism in Eukaryota, Metazoa, Chordata, Actinopteri, Cypriniformes, Cyprinidae.